Rangifer tarandus platyrhynchus (Svalbard reindeer) is the source of this 414-nucleotide messenger RNA. Lineage: Eukaryota; Metazoa; Chordata; Mammalia; Artiodactyla; Cervidae. The record is from the annotation of a GenBank genome assembly.
AUGGCUCCAGGCAUUGUCCUCAAAGCUCUCUCAGCCUUAGGAAAAUGUUCCUCAUCCGUCUCUAAGAUACCCAGCUCAACGCUGUCUCCCCACCUCAACUGCAGUUCAAGCCUCUGCAUCAAGCCUGCCUGCCAUGGGCAGAGACAGGAAUGCACAGAGCAGCUAGUCCAGUGGAAACAGAACAUCAGCCACAUGUUUCAUCACUCAGUUAUGUCUGACUCUGCAACCCCAUGGACUGUGGCCAACCAGGCCCCACUGUUCAUGGAAUUUUCCAGACAAGAAUACUGGAGUGGGUUGCCAUUUCCUUCUCCAGGGGAUCUUCCCGACCCAGGCAUUGAACCUGCGUCUCAUGCAUUGGCAGGUAGGUUCUUGGCCCCUGAGCCACCUGGGAAGCUCAUGAGUCACACUAGGUAG